AUGUGGAAAUUGAGUCUCACUGGAAUUAUUUUUAUAGUGUCAUGUUCAUAUUACGCUUACGCGACAAAUGUAAAAUUAAACCAUGAUUUCGACUUGCUAAUUUUUACUCAAGAAUGGCCAGCAACUGUUUGUAAAGAAUGGAAAAAGCAUGACCCAUCGCAUAAAUGUGCUAUGCCUACCAAUACCGAUAGUUGGACCAUUCACGGCAUUUGGCCUACAAAGCUUGGUACAAUAGGCCCAGCAUUUUGCAAUAGGACAUGGAUGUUUGAUCCAGAAAAGAUUAAGCCUAUUGAACAACAACUAACCCAAGUGUGGGUUAAUGUCUUUGGAGGUACCUCAGUAUACGCACUUUGGUCACAUGAAUGGACUAAACAUGGUACUUGUGCUGCCCAACUUAAACCAUUUAAUUCUGAGUUGAACUAUUUCUCAAUAGGUAUUAACUGGAUGAAACAAUAUUCCAUGACAAAUAUUCUGAAAUCUGACCCUGCGAUAGAAUGUAAGAAGGAAGAUGGGCAGAGUGACAUUUCAGAAAUAAGAAUCUGUUUCACAAAAGAUUUGGAACUUACUAAUUGUGAUGGGAUUGUUGCAAGACAACAAAUAGGUGAUGAUUCCAUUUUAACAAAUUGUGACCGAUCUAAAAAUAUUCUGUAUCCACAAUAUAUAAACAACCAUUGUUUAAAAAAAGAUAAAAUGGCGGCAUGUUAUUAUGCCAGCUCUCAUAGGAACAUGUUCGAGCCCCUUCAAAAUUUCACUCAACAAUUCAUUUCAUUAGAAAUAAAAAUAGCUGGAUAUAAUAUGGGCUGG
Brenthis ino (lesser marbled fritillary) is the source of this 804-nucleotide messenger RNA. The record is from the annotation of a GenBank genome assembly. NCBI's taxonomy places the organism in Eukaryota, Metazoa, Arthropoda, Insecta, Lepidoptera, Nymphalidae.